UACACAUUCCAACAGAACCAAAAUCACCCUUUCAUAAUAUAUUUGAUGAUUCUUUAAUACGUUCAUGGACUAUGAUUCGUAAAGUGACAAAAUACGGGUUUAUAACUUCAACCGAUUUAAGAGUAAGAGGGCCUGUGAUCUUAAUCAAUGGUUCGCUAUUUUUGUGGAAUGUUCCUCAAGGUAGUUUUAGGCAAGAAAAAAAUAGGAUAGAUAAUGUGUUUGAUGGAUGGAAUAAAGAUUUUCUGAAAAUUUUUGAAAUUAUUACACCAAAACCUGAACUUUUGAUCUUUGGAACAGGAAAAAUGUCUGUUCCGAUUCCCCCAGAAAUACGAGAUUACAUCCAUAAAUUAGGAUUACAAAUAGAAUACUCAGAUACG
Molecule: messenger RNA, 377 nt
Organism: Racocetra persica
Lineage: Eukaryota; Fungi; Glomeromycota; Glomeromycetes; Diversisporales; Gigasporaceae
Source: the annotation of a GenBank genome assembly